Messenger RNA from Bradysia coprophila, 891 nucleotides. RefSeq lists its product as uncharacterized. The record is from RefSeq and is a predicted model, not a curated record. NCBI's taxonomy places the organism in Eukaryota, Metazoa, Arthropoda, Insecta, Diptera, Sciaridae.
AUUCAUAUAAAUAAGCUGCUCUCAAAUAGAAGUACUACAUUCGAAGCAUCGAAUAAGACGUGUAAAAGACACUAUCAUGAAGAUCUUUUUAAUAGCGGGCUACUUAGUUACCUUGGCACUUCAGGCUCGACUUCAGGACUUAAAGGCAUGCCCAUUGACUUGUGAGGAAAUCGGAUGUUUAGAUGAAAACGAAAAGCCUGGUCAAAUUAUCAAUGCCAAUGGCUGCUUGAUUUGGACAUGCAUACCGAAUCAGCCGUUAUGUUGUCCGCAAACAUCAAAGGAAAAUGUUACGUGCAAAGCGGAGUCAGAGCCUAGCUUCACACUGGAUCUAAAAACUGGCUGCAAUGUAUGGACCUGCACACCAAAACAGCCAAAUUGUUGUCCACGAACAUAUCCAACACGUGGAUGUAAACCAGGCUUUUACAAUUUCCAAGUGUACGAUCAGAAAACUGGAUGUUUGUAUUGGACAUGUGUACCAGGAUGUGAAGUUCCACCACCGGCAGCUGUUUGUCCUAAUGGUACUAAAGUUGGUCACGUGUACCAGCCUUUCGAUAAAUGUUUGAAUUGGGCUUGUGUUCCGAAUGAGCCAACAUGUUGCCGACAAACUUCGCCGGAUGCAAUUAAAUGCACAGCUGAUUCGGAGCCUGGUUUAUUGACGGAUCCUGGCACUGGCUGCAAAUAUUGGCAGUGUGUACCAAAGCAGCCGUACUGCUGUAAAUCGACAUAUCCCGUAGAAAGUUGUGUGAGCCCCAUGGAAAAUCUCAAAGUAUACGACCAAAAAACUGGGUGUUAUGUUUGGGAAUGUAGGCCAGAAAAACGCCAUUGGAUUUGUGGAUUUCCAUCGAGUAAACUAUCCUUAGCUUAAUAUCGACGCUGACACAUUUUGGUAUU